Molecule: messenger RNA, 1205 nt
Organism: Hevea brasiliensis (rubber tree)
Lineage: Eukaryota; Viridiplantae; Streptophyta; Magnoliopsida; Malpighiales; Euphorbiaceae
Product: probable xyloglucan endotransglucosylase/hydrolase protein 7
Exons: 4
Coding region: 52-918 (288 amino acids)
Biological process (GO): cell wall biogenesis; xyloglucan metabolic process
Cellular component (GO): cell wall; apoplast
Molecular function (GO): hydrolase activity, hydrolyzing O-glycosyl compounds; xyloglucan:xyloglucosyl transferase activity
Source: RefSeq, a predicted model, not a curated record
AUACUCUUAAUCUUCUACUGUUUUGAUUUAACUCAUACACACCGACGUACCAUGGCCUUGCGAAAUGCUGCUUUCUUCUUGCUUUUCUUUUCUUUUCUUGCAUUUUCUCUCCCUACCUCCGCCAGACCUGCAACUUUUCUUCAGGACUUUGAAGUCACUUGGUCUGAUUCCCAUAUCAAGCAAAUCGAUGGAGGAAGGACUAUCCAACUCAUUCUAGACCAAAGCUCAGGAUGUGGGUUUGCCUCCAAGAGGCAAUACUUGUUUGGCCGUGUCAGCAUGAGGAUCAAGCUCGUCCCUGGAGACUCUGCAGGAACUGUCACUGCCUUUUAUAUGAAUUCAAACACCGACAAUAUACGAGACGAACUGGACUUCGAAUUCUUGGGGAACAGGACAGGGCAGCCAUACACAGUACAAACAAAUGUCUAUGCUCAUGGAAAGGGUGACAGAGAACAAAGAAUUAACUUGUGGUUUGACCCUUCUGCCGAUUUCCACUUGUACACUAUCCUCUGGAACCAUGGCCACGCUGUAUUUUAUGUAGAUGACGUGCCAAUCAGAGUUUACAAGAAUAAUGAAGCAAAGGGAAUCCCAUAUCCCAAGUUCCAGCCUAUGGGUGUGUAUUCAACAUUAUGGGAAGCAGAUGAUUGGGCAACAAGAGGUGGCCUGGAAAAAAUCAAUUGGAGCAAAGCCCCUUUCUUGGCACACUACAAGGACUUUGACAUUGAGGGAUGUCCAGUACCAGGACCAGCAAAUUGUGCCUCAAACCCCAGAAACUGGUGGGAGGGUGCUACUUACCACUCCCUCAGUGCAUUGGAAGCUAGGAAAUACCGUUGGGUUCGUAUGAACCACAUGAUAUAUGAUUACUGUACCGACAAGUCUCGAUACCCAGUUGCCCCACCGGAGUGCAUGGCCGGAAUCUAAAAAAUUGCAGCAAACGAGCACAACCCAUGAAGCAAUUUGGUAUAUAAAAUUAAUAUAUCAUAUACUUGAAUGUCUCAUGUAUAUCUUACGUACAUGUCCUAGUAUACAUUACUAGCCAUGCAAAUUAUUGGAGGGGAAUAAAUCUUUUGUGUUAUAUGUUAGUAGGUCAACGACACCAAGGGUAAGUUUGAUUUUCAAAGCGGACAAAAGAACUUGUAAGCAUACGUGUAUGCAUCUGGUGCACAAUAUUCUGUGCCAAAUAAAAGGCUAGUGCAUGAUUGCUGAAA